Messenger RNA from Nymphalis io (European peacock), 981 nucleotides. RefSeq lists its product as uncharacterized. The record is from RefSeq and is a predicted model, not a curated record. The transcript is spliced from 2 exons. Gene Ontology annotation, cellular component: elongator holoenzyme complex. NCBI's taxonomy places the organism in Eukaryota, Metazoa, Arthropoda, Insecta, Lepidoptera, Nymphalidae. Gene Ontology annotation, biological process: tRNA wobble uridine modification. The coding region runs from base 154 to 900 and encodes 248 amino acids.
GUUAAUGAUAUGACACGAUUUUGAUUACAAAUUUUAUUAACAUCAAUAGUGUAAUAAUAAUAAAAUAUUGUACACAAGAAGAAGUAACGUAACACUUAUUUUAUUAAAUACUUGUAUUAAUUUAGCAUCGUGGAGCGAUAAUUACUUAAGAGAAUGACUUCAGAUAUACUGACAAGUUUGCAGUUGGACAAAACCUAUGAUUCAAGCAGAAUAAUUGUUGUGAAAGAAUUAAAUGGCUGUGAUAGUUCUUUUAUUACAAGCUGUGUUCUUGGACACUGUGUAAAAAAUAAAAAUGCCGUCUUUGUCAUAUCAGCGCAUAACUCAUUACAACAUUAUCAUCAUGUUGGUCUUAAAAUGAACUAUAAUUUGCAAAAAUCUGUAGACUCUGGUAUUAUUAGUUUUUAUGAUGUAGGUGAAGAAUUAACAGACUCUAUAUUAGACAAUAAAUGUUUGACAUCUCAAGAAAUAUGGUUAAAAAUAAAGGAAAUAUUAUUGGAAAUGCACAAAAAGUUUAAUUCUGUAAAUGUAAUAUUUGAUGGAGUGUCUCAUUUAUUUGACUUACAAUUAAGUAUUAGACAAGUGAAUGAAAUAUGUAAAGAACUAAUUGAUCUUAUUAGAAGUUUGAGCAAUUCAUAUUUAAUACUGAAAUGUAAUGUAGCAUCCGAUGAUGAUAUAACAUUUGUUUUAGCAAAUCUGCUUUCCCAUAAAGCAAAUACUUUAGCAGAGGUAGAAAGUUUAUCAUCAGGCUUAAGUGCAGAUGUAUCUGGUCAUUUGACUAUUAAAUAUCUAAGUAAUAAGUAUGAAGAUGAACACAUGUACACCUUCGAACCGAAAUCAGCUCAAUAUCUUUUUAAAUUAUUUGAUAGAGGUGUUAAAUUACUUGCUCCUGGCACAGUUUAAUAUUUGUUAUAUGGCAUGUAAAAAAAUAAUUUAAUAAAAUUAAGUUCAGAAAAAAUAUUAAUAAAUUAUAUAUGAAAAGGU